Molecule: messenger RNA, 1497 nt
Organism: Physella acuta
Lineage: Eukaryota; Metazoa; Mollusca; Gastropoda; Physidae
Source: RefSeq, a predicted model, not a curated record
CCAGCCUGCUAAGAUACUGAUAUCCAUGUGUAACCUUCAGCACCUAAAUAUGUUGCCCGUUUCGGCCGACUGCCUGAAGUUUUGUACCAGGGUGUGAAGGCUAAUCAUUUAUUGUGUACAUCGAGCAUACAAGCAAGCAGUUUUAUGGCUCCUACACAUUUUUCAAGGAUGAUCAACAUUUUAGCUCUUGUGUGCUUGGGAUUAAUCUCGAAGGUUGAAGGGCAAGCUUCACAAAUGGGAAUAGAAUUUCAGGUACAGUUCCCAUACAUGCCUGAAGGCCAACCCAUCCUAAUGAUGUACUCAACCAUGACGAAUAAAUUCGAUGUUUACGUCACGGCUCCGAUAUGGCAAAACCCCUUUUUUGAAAAAGUCGCUCUCAACCGUUUGCAGGUCACUACUUACGUGGUCCAGCGGAAAUAUUUAACAUCAAGAAGUGGCACCACCACGUCUAUUGUCGCCAAAGGAAAGUUCCAGUUUGGGAUGACGGUGUUUAUGCCGGUGUCGUUCCACUCGGCUGCCAGUUUCCUGGCCAUACCAACUUCCGGUUGGGGCGCGGAGUACUUUAUUCUGAUACCAAAGAUAGGGCCUUCGAUUGUACUCAUUUCUUUAGUUGAGGAAAAUGAAAUCAGCGUACAUUAUGCAGAACACAUUGAGCAGCUAGAAAGCCAAUUCACUGCGGAAUUACUCUCUACUAUUGUACUCAAUAGGAAGGAGGCUUACAUCAUACAGAACUGUACUGGAAGAAAGGUCGGAGAGCAACCUUUUGGAGUCACACCAGCAAAACUAACAGCGUUGUAUUCAUUUGGCGUUAUUGUUGGCACUUGCGAAGAAUACGAAUUUGAAUCAGAAUGUCGUAGAAAGAAUGUCAAGACCGCUGGUGGUGUAACGGCAGAAAUGCUUAUCCCCUCAAGGACUUGGGGAAAACAGUUUGUAUUGCCUCAAACAUUAAGGAAAUCGUGUGAACAGAGGUUACGAUUUCUAUUACAUAAGCCGAACACAGUUAUACGAAUUACUACGAACGAGCAAACACAGGUUAUAAACGUUGCCGCUGGGGGUAUUUUGGAGACCUAUCGCCUGAACUCGCAGUCAAUCGUGUACGUGAAGGCUUCCGGACAGAUCAUGGUGUACUCAGAUUACUACUACCCUUGUUUAACCGAGGGAGAUUUAAAAUUUCAAGAGCUGGUCAUGGUUGUCCCAGUCGAGCUGUUUAUGAAUGAAUACAUUUGGAGCACCCCUUCAGCGAGAGGCUUCGCACCAUCUCACUACAUCUCGAUCGUAGCACCAAUCGAUAAUUUUUCCUUUUAAUCGAUCAAAUCAAAGUCAGCUUAAAGUGGCAGCGUGACGCCAUCAAUCGCUGGCAGACGUCUUUCUCCAGAAUUGAACCGGGGUACCCACUACAUAUCGUCAGUAACAGGAUUUGCUUUCGGAAUCUACAUCGUGGGGCUUACCUCGGAGUACCAGUUCAUUCAUUCCGCAGGCUUUUAUAUUACUGACUUU